Spea bombifrons (plains spadefoot toad) is the source of this 2383-nucleotide messenger RNA. RefSeq names its product zinc finger and BTB domain containing 46 (gene ZBTB46). Gene Ontology annotation, biological process: regulation of transcription by RNA polymerase II. Gene Ontology annotation, molecular function: protein binding; DNA-binding transcription factor activity, RNA polymerase II-specific; RNA polymerase II cis-regulatory region sequence-specific DNA binding. The record is from RefSeq and is a predicted model, not a curated record. NCBI's taxonomy places the organism in Eukaryota, Metazoa, Chordata, Amphibia, Anura, Pelobatidae. The transcript is spliced from 6 exons. Bases 285 to 2012 code for a protein of 575 amino acids.
CAGUGACUGGAAACCGGGGACGGCAGGGCGACAGGUACAGGCUGCGCAGCAAACCCUCCCGGCUCAGCUGGGGUCUAAUGAAGCUGACAGGCAGGUUAUAUGUGGCCUCUCUGGGCCCUUCCGAGCUCCUCUCUUCUUUAAGGGCUUAUCAAGACUUCUCUCACUCCGGAGAAUGACACCAUGACAGCCUCGCGUCUGACGCUUCAUCACGGCCUCCGCUACUGAAGGGUACCGAGGACUUUCGCUGGCGAUCCGAGACGAAGACAAACCAAAGACUUUCACAAAUGAAUAACCGGAAGGAGGACAUGGAAAUUCCGUCCCACUACCGGCACCUGCUGCAGCAACUGAACGAGCAGCGGCAGCACGGGAUCCUCUGCGACGUCUGCAUCGUGGUAGAGGGAAAGGUAUUUAAGGCGCACAAAAAUGUCCUCCUGGGAAGCAGCCGCUACUUCAAGACUCUUUACUGCCAGGUGCAGAAGACGUCGGAGCAGACGACGGUCACCCAACUGGACAUUGUCACGGCUCAGGGCUUCAAGGCCAUCAUAGACUUUAUGUACUCGGCUCACCUGGCGCUGACCAGCAAGAACGUCAUCGAGGUGAUGUCAGCCGCCAGCUACCUGCAGAUGACGGACAUCGUCCAGGCCUGCCACAGCUUCAUCAAAGCCGCGCUGGACAUCAGCAUCAAGUCCGAGACGUCCGACGAGCUGGCGGACUACGACAUGGGCGCCCCGUCCAGCAGCGCCGAGGCCAUCCUAUCCGCCGUGGUAGCGGGACGCAGCAUCUCCCCGUGGCUGGCGCGGAGAACGAGUCCGGCCAACUCGUCGGGAGACUCAGCCAUCGCCAGCUGUCACGAGGGGGGCAGCAGUUAUGGGAAGGAGGACGGCGAGCAGAAGGGAGACAGCCAAGACGAGGUGUCCUCCGUGUGGGCCGGAGACGUGUGCUACGGGGCGAUGCGCAUCAAGGAGGAGCAGAUCUCCCCAUCGCAUUACACGGGAGCCGCCAAGGGGGAGGCCAACGCGUCGUAUACGGAAACGGGGGAGGGCUGGCCGCAUUCGGGGAGAAGGAAGAACAGGAAGAAUAAGGAGACCGUCCGGCACAUCACCCAACAGAUGGUGGACAACUGCAGGAGCGGCUCCCCGGAACCCUCCUACAUAAGCAGCACGCAGUGGCAGUAUGGCGCCCAGGACAACUCCAGUGAUGAUGUCACUGUGAUUGAGCCGGGCAGUUCUGACAGCCGUGAGGAGCGUGUGGAGUUGUACUCGCAGGGCGAGGAGUCCCUGCAGGGUGGGGAGGCCACUUACAACAUCAGUCUGGAGAAAGACGACAGGCCGCAGAUCACCAGCGUGACGAACCUGCGCAGCGCGCUCCUCAGCAAGAACAGCUUGUUGUCCUUAAAGGCAGACGUGCUAGGCGAGGAGAGCUCCCUCCUGUUUGAAUACCUGCCCAAAGGUACCCACUCGCUCUCUCUUAACGAGUUCACCGUCAUCCGGAAGAAGUUUAAAUGCCCCUACUGCAGCUUCUCGGCCAUGCACCAGUGCAUCCUGAAGAGACACAUGCGAUCUCACACGGGCGAGAGGCCGUACCCCUGCGAGAUCUGCGGCAAAAAGUUCACGAGGAGAGAGCACAUGAAGAGACACACGCUGGUUCACAGCAAAGACAAGAAGUACGUGUGCAAAGUGUGUAACCGCGUGUUCAUGUCGGCCGCGAGCGUGGGCAUCAAACACGGCUCCAGGAGGCACGGGGUGUGCGUGGACUGUGCGGGGCGAGGCGUGGGCCACGGCGGCGGAGUGCACUCCCCUGAUGCCAUGUACGCAGGCGAGGGCCACUACCUGGAGGACGUGGACGAGCUGAAGGUGGACGAGGAGAUGGGGGUGGAGGAGGAUGACGACAUCAAGUGGAAGGAGGAAGCGGAGACCUCGCAGGAUGAUGUCAUUUUGGAGGACGAUGAGAUAGAGGACUGCACCCCCGAAGUGAGUGGGGGGCGGCUCAAGGAGUUCACUUGGAUAUCCUAGAGGGGGCCGAUUGUAAAACUGACCAUGCUGAGGGCAGGAGGAUCCCUCGCGGUACCACCGGAGGGCCCUGUGUGUUGGCACCGGCUGCGCACGAGCUGCUUGGCACCGCCGGGCCCCCCCGAGUACUUUUAAUGCCCUCCCUGCUUUGGAAGAAGAGAAAGGGGUUGGUUUGUAUGCUGCAGGAGCCAGCGAGACCUGGUCUCUGCACACAAGCUUCUGCCGUGGCAGCGGGGGGGGGCCCCACCUGCCCCGGGAUCUACCUUCUUACCCCCCCCAGCUGCUGUACUUUUUACAUUUUAUUUAAGGAAGCCGAGGUUUCUAAUAUUUUCUGAUUGCUGAACCACAAUCAUCGUGAGACCCCUGCCAGGGCC